Sesamum indicum (sesame) is the source of this 941-nucleotide messenger RNA. RefSeq lists its product as uncharacterized. The record is from RefSeq and is a predicted model, not a curated record. Lineage: Eukaryota; Viridiplantae; Streptophyta; Magnoliopsida; Lamiales; Pedaliaceae.
CAAUUCAUGCCCAUGUUUGGUCGAUAUUCAGCCACAUUUGCUGCUGCAGUUCAAAAAUCCAGCAACAUUUCACAAACCUCUCAGCAAUAAUCCAAAUCCAUGGAGCUACCAACAACUCUCAAGAAUCCACUCCCUUCCUUCCCUCCUCCAAGAACUCCCAUCAAAAUCCCUAUCAACAACUAUACACUCCCUUCAUCCCCCAAUCCAAUCACACCAAAAACCCAUCUCAAAACAAAUCCAUACGAACCACCCACUCCCACAAUGUCCGACAUCUUGGCCGCUUCCAGAGCGCAGAAUCUGGACCUUCAGCUCCAGACGUUCGGCCCCUUUUUCAGGGUCACGGCUCGAAGCUUGGGGACCCGGAGGGAACUGGGCAGGGCUGAGGGGGUGAUUAGGUUUUGGUUUGGUGGGAAAAUUCUGCAUUUGGAUUCAAUGAAGCUGCGAAGGGAGACGGUGGGAAUGGAGAAAUCGAUAUUUGGGAUUGGUUUGUUUGUUGGAGCGGUGGCGAUCAGGCAUGGGUUUGAGUGUGGGUGCCGGAAGGCUGAGCUGCUCGCCAUCAAUGACACUCAUCUUUACCAUUCCAAGCUGGUGAGGUUUUACAAGAGAAUAGGGUUCAGGGAAGUGUACGAGGUAACAGGUUCAUCACUUGGAGAUUUCACCCACAUGCUGGUGUGGGGUGGCGUUGGAACUCGGAUGGACGCUGAUCUUCAUCAUCUCAUCACCAAAUGGUGCUCCAGGUUUAAACCCAAAUCAACUGUGGAUGCGGCCUAAUUUAAUUGAUAUUGAGACGUUAUUAAUUUAGAUUUAUGGAUUCAAAUCACACCCAUAAUAGUAGGUGUUGAUUAAAUAUAAUUAUAUGAUAUUGAUAAUUAUUGAUAUAAAUAUUUGGUAUUGAUAAUUAUAAUUGAUUUAUUUAUAUGUGCUUGAUACGUCAAAGGGUA